AGCGGUUGGUUUCCGAAACAAAAAACUACGCGUUAGAGAACAAGAAAAUCAGUUACAGAUCUGUAAGAUUUUAGUCUAUGAGUGAUAGGAAUCAUUCUUUAACGCAAAACAUUUAUAUCAGAGUGAGCUGUUGUCGUUGAGCCUCUUCGUGAUUCUAAAUGACUUUUCCGCUCGGUGAGGAGCGAGACCUCCAGUUUUGUUUCACCCCUCUUUGGUCGCAUGCUACUUGACGUUAGCACAGCAGCUAGCAGGGAGGAAAGUUGUCAAAUAAUGGUGUAAAGUAGAAUAUCUAACGUUACGUUUUAAUCGUAUACUCACGGGAUACAUUUUAAGAUUAAUUCGUGCCGACAAGUAUUAUUUUGCAACCUUGUUUUAGCUCACCUACAAACUGUUUAGCUUGUAUUAUUUACAGUUAGCCUAGGUUAGCUAGUAGGGUUAGCAAUGUAUACAGAGCUCAACAGUAUCCUGAACACGACUCCCGACAGCUUCACAAAGGGAGAAUUCAUCUUGGUGUCAGACAGACAGAGUGAUGCUUCUUUCCUCAUUCACCACUUCCUCUCUCUGUACCUACGAGCACGCUGCAGAGUUUUGUUUCUGGGUCUGGUUCAGUCCUUCAAUCAUUACAGUGCCAUCAGUCAGAGAAUGGGUGUUAGCCUGGCACAAGCAAAGGAAAAAGGCCAGCUGGUUUUCUUAGAGGGACUGAACGAGUCGCUGUCUGUUUUGAUUCCUCAAGAAACAGACACAGGAAGUCAGGCCAUGGACUUCCUCAGGGAUCCUUCUGUUGGCCUGAAGAGUCUGUACGAGUUUGUCCGGUCCAGUUUGAGUAGCACCGGUGAGAGGAGAGAGGGGGUGGAUGACACAGAUCAGUGGGGACCCCCUGUGUUGCUGGUGGAUGACCUCAGUGUGCUGCUGAGUCUGGGGGUGAGCGCCGGAGCCGUGCUGGACUUCAGCCACUACUGCCGGGCCACCGUCUGCUCCCAGCUGCAGGGUAACGUGGUGAUGUUGACACGCUGUGACGGUGAAGAAGAAGAGGAGGAUGACGGAGAUGACGAAGGCCCAGAGAGACUUCUGAAGGGUCUGACCCACCAGUGUAGCCUCACUCUUCAUGUACAGGGUCUCCCUACUGGCUUCUGCAGGGACAUACAUGGACAGGUGGAGGUGCGUUGGCGGAGGAGACAAGCUGAUGGGCAAUACACACAGAACAAACUCUUCCAGUACAAGGUCCACGAUAAAGGAGCCUCCUUCUUUGCUCGCGGGACAUCCAGCGCUGUUCUCUAGUUCCGCCUUUCAACCGCCUUGUCUGCCUUUUUGUCUGUUUUACUUGACAGCUGACUGGUCUGUUCAGUCAGUACAAAGUGGUUGGUGAAGUUGACAUAUUAAUUAACCAGCCAAAGCCGAGCUUCACAUUUGGAUGCUUGCUGGUGUAAUGGACUGUCUGGAGUAAUGCUGUGUUCCAGACAAACUAAGAAAUGUCCAACCUCCUACAAGAAAAAGUGCAAUGAAACACGAGGCAUGUCCAUCUACCUCGACUUCAUGAGGGAGCCGCUGUCACACGACACUGGCAGUACUCAUGGAGAAGGGGGUAGGAUUUAUAUUAGGCUAGUUAAGGGAAUAUUAAGAUUUGUUUUCUAGGUACAAAAGUGCCAUAAAACAGAAUAUAUAUAAUGGCGUCUGUUACCUCACGUGUUGUUUCCCCUCCUCUAUUUGGUUGGUAUAAACAAGGAGGCUGAAACACAGAGGCUGUAGUUGUGUGUACACUCACCAAAGAGACAUUAUUCUGUUGCAAUCUGCCAAAUUUUUUAUUAACUUUUGGCGUUUUGGAGCUGGAACACUUUUCAAGAAUUUCCAACCUCCAAUAUCGUCCGGAAGGCAUCAUAAAGACACCGUGAUCCGACAGCCUGGUUCCAGAUGUCUAAACAGCUGCUCACAACUCGGGUUUUAUUUUUAUUUUUAGCUAUUUAAAACAAUUAGAGUGGAAACAAAAUGUCAGUUCGGUGUGAUAAAUGUCAGGCUGGUGUGUCUACAGAGUUGUGCUGUCGUCAAUAUCAGGUCACUAGUUGAAUUAGUUCUUGUUUGGUGAUCAUCAUGAUCAUGUGUGAAUGCAGGAUGUUGACAUUUGUGAUGGUCAGUGAACGUUAUUGAUGGAUGAAGACCAAUAAAGAAAAUGCAUUGAUUGAUUGA
Messenger RNA from Acanthopagrus latus (yellowfin seabream), 2181 nucleotides. RefSeq names its product elongator acetyltransferase complex subunit 6 (gene elp6). Gene Ontology annotation, biological process: tRNA wobble uridine modification. Gene Ontology annotation, cellular component: elongator holoenzyme complex. The record is from RefSeq and is a predicted model, not a curated record. Lineage: Eukaryota; Metazoa; Chordata; Actinopteri; Spariformes; Sparidae. Bases 442 to 1278 code for a protein of 278 amino acids. The transcript is spliced from 7 exons.